Messenger RNA from Debaryomyces hansenii CBS767, 1140 nucleotides. Its product is annotated as FTR1 family protein. Gene Ontology annotation, biological process: iron ion transmembrane transport. The record is from RefSeq and is a predicted model, not a curated record. The coding region runs from base 1 to 1140 and encodes 379 amino acids. Gene Ontology annotation, molecular function: ferrous iron transmembrane transporter activity. The transcript has a single exon. NCBI's taxonomy places the organism in Eukaryota, Fungi, Ascomycota, Pichiomycetes, Serinales, Debaryomycetaceae. Gene Ontology annotation, cellular component: plasma membrane; high-affinity iron permease complex.
AUGGUUGAUGUAUUCAAUAUUCAAAUUUUCUUCGUUUUAUUCAGAGAAACAUUGGAAGGCGUCGUCAUUAUUUCUAUUUUGCUUGCCUUCUUGAAGCAGGGAUUAGCAGGCCCUUCAAAUGACGCAGUUGUAUAUAAGAAAUUAGUACGACAGGUCUGGUUUGGGACUAUAUUAGGGGUGGUAUUUUGUCUCAUUGUAGGUAGUAUUUUUAUUGGCAUAUUCUACACUGUUGGAAGUGACGUAUGGCAAAAAUCUGAAGACUUAUGGACCGGAGUCUUUUGUAUGAUUGCGUCUGUUUUAAUUUCAAUGAUGGGCAUUGCUAUGUUACGUGUUAAUAAAAUGAAAGAAAAAUGGAGAAUCAAGAUAGCACAGGCAUUGCUUAAUGUUCCAGAAAAGAAACUUGAUCGCUUUAAGUUAGGUUAUUUGACAAAAAAGUACUGUUUUUUUAUUUUGCCAUUUGUUACUUGUAUACGUGAAGGUUUAGAGGCUGUUGUAUUUGUUGGGGGAGUAGGAUUAAAUCGACCUGUUUCUUCUUUCCCGCUUCCAGUUAUCUGUGGUUUACUUGCUGGAAUUGCAGUUGGUUUUGCAUUAUACUACUGGGGGUCAACAAUCUCAGUACAAAUAUUUUUGAUCAUUUCCACUUGUAUCUUGUAUUUAAUAGCUUCCGGUUUGUUCUCUAGAGGUGUGUGGUAUUUUGAAACAAAUACUUAUAAUCAGAAAACUGGGGGAGAUGCAUCUGAAAAUGGAUCUGGUCCAGGUACCUAUGAUAUUAGCAAAUCUGUGUGGCACGUCAAUUGCUGUAAUCCACAGAAAGAUAAUGGUUGGGAUGUAUUUAAUGCACUACUAGGUUGGCAAAAUUCUGCCACGUACGGCUCAGUUAUAUCGUACUGUGUCUAUUGGCUCUGCAUGAUAGUAGUUUUAUUGUUGAUGUCAUACGAAGAGAAACAUGGACACCUACCAUUCUCCAAGAACUUGACUUUGGCUCAAUUGAAUCCAAUGUAUCAUAUUAAAGGCAAGAAGAAUAAUAACCUUUCUAGGAGAGAGAAAGACGAGUUAUUCGCCAAAGUAAAGAUUAAAAAUAUUGUUAUUAGUAAAAAUUUUGAUUUUGAAGAAUCAAAUUCAAAUAUUUCUCGCCUGUAA